Peronospora matthiolae is the source of this 210-nucleotide messenger RNA. Lineage: Eukaryota; Oomycota; Peronosporomycetes; Peronosporales; Peronosporaceae. The record is from the annotation of a GenBank genome assembly.
AUGCGACACUGCGCGCGCUACGUGUCGUCGUGGCAGAGACGGGUGGAUGCAGAAGGAAAAGGGGGGCGGGAGGAGGCGGAGCGAGAGGGGGUGGUGGAUGGGGGGACUCGGGCGAGAGUGAUGGUCUCUGCAAUUCAAACGGGUAAAGCCAGGCCGGCUUGCAGCGACGAGGCCGAUACGAGCGGCGCUUUUUUGGUAUCGAAGGUAUGA